Molecule: messenger RNA, 1972 nt
Organism: Penaeus vannamei (Pacific white shrimp)
Lineage: Eukaryota; Metazoa; Arthropoda; Malacostraca; Decapoda; Penaeidae
Source: RefSeq, a predicted model, not a curated record
GAUCCCUGAAAAUAUUUCCAGGGGUAUUAUGGGGUGGUGUACCGUGGUGAGAUGAAAGACCCAUGGGGACGUGUGGAAACUGUAGCUAUCAAGACCCUUAAGGCUGCAGGACAAAUUGAGGAUCACUUGAGGGAAAUCAAUAUUAUGAAGAGAUUAGAUCACAAGAAUGUGGUGAAGUUGUGUGGCCUUUGUGAAGGAGAUGGGGAAGAGCUGUACAUGAUUAUGGAGUAUUUGAAGGAAGGGUCUCUGAAAGCUUACAUUCUUCGAUGCACUGAUCGUAUCACAGAUAGACACCUUCUCAAGUUUGCUUUGGAUAUCGCAGAGGGGAUGGACUAUCUUGAACAAAAGAGAAUCAUUCACCGUGAUCUUGCAGCUCGCAAUGUCCUUGUUGCUGAUGAAAAUACUGUCAAGAUUACUGACUUUGGUCUAGCCCAGCAACCAAACAAAGGAAAUUACUAUAUUCGCCAAACUGUUAGAGCUUUACCAUUAGGAUGGUAUGCUCUUGAGUGCAUUGAGAAUGAGCAAUAUUCGCACAAGAGUGAUGUCUGGUCUUUUGGUGUAACCUGCUGGGAGAUGUUUACUCGUGGGGCUGAGCCUGACCUUCCAGAAAAGUCUGAUGAACUUAUACAGGCCCUGAAACUUGGCAGAGACCUGCAAGCCCCCAUGCAUUCUACUCCAAAUUGAUACGUAUUUGUUGGGAUCAAGAGCCAGCUGUCCGGCCUAAUUUCUCUGACCUGAUAAUAAUUAUCAAGGAACUGCAAGAGGAGUACAUGUGAUUGCAAGUAGAGAUCUUUGGCUUAAUUGAGUUGAGUGAGUUAGUGAUUUUUUUUCUGUCCAUUCAAUUUACAGCUGUCAUAACAGACCAACAUUGGGACUACUGGUGUUAUUGACUUUUUUUCCAUAUAUUUCUUACCAGAUUACAUAGUUUUCUGCAAUUGGCAAAAUAAGAAACAGUUUAUUUCUUUUUAAUAUUAAGUCAGAAAUAUUGAAACUUAAUCUUGUAUAGUCCAUGUUGUCAGUGUUAAGAUGAUAGUUAAGAUGAAAAUUAUGUGUUGAAGUGUCAUUUACAUUUUGUAUUCUGCCAUGGAUGUUGCAGUCUCUCAGCUAUAGUAUUAUUAUUUUGUCUGAAUACUGUAGCUUGUGUUUUGUGAUACCCUCCAAAGAAUUUUAUACUGAAUGUUUAGAAGAUAGAUACACUGUACAAUAUCAGGGGGAAUGGCAGAUACUUAGUUUCUUUUGCAAUUUUGCAAUUAUGUCUUUGUAAAUUUUUAGGUUUAAAUUUGAUUUUUUAAAGAUAAAAAACAUUACCAAUAUAAGGUGCAAUGGUUUUAUAACUUUCAUAGAAUUUACUAAUUUGGUGUUAUAUUUCCUACUUAUUGUAUCUUAGAAAUGUUCUAUGGUAUUGAAGAUCUUUCCUGUGUAGAGGAUGCUGGUCAGCGGGCUUAUUUUCUUGUAAAGUACGGCUUUGUGUGUAUGCAUUAUCUCAACUCUAUUUUCAUAAAAGACAUUGCUAGAAUAUUUCUGAUACUGCAGUAACACCAUACUGCCAAAACAAAAUUAUUUUUUGCAAUUUAUGAUGAUUUUUGGGGGGAUAUGUGCUGAGGAUUUAGACUAGAGUCCUUGGAUGAGUAAAGAUGAUGGUCAGAUUAUAGUAAUCAAAUAUAUAUUUAUAAAUAGCUUUAAUUGCCUCAUGCUUUACACAGAGUGGGGAUAUAUAUGAUAGAAUGUUCAAAGGCAUAUAUGGAACACAAAUGUAUGUAUGUUAAUGUAAUAAAAUACAUUCCUACACAUGGCAUGCAAAUGCAGAUAUUGUGAUUUUAUGUUAUUGUCACUCUUAUGGUGUAAAUAUGUUUAGUAUAUUGGCUGAAGUCCGUAAAGAAGUUGUAUCUAAUUUUCUAUACAUCCUAUUAAAUAAUAUUUUGGAGUCAUGUGAAAUUCUCAUUGCAAAUAAAGUUGCAAUUUUAUAAUAUUU